Molecule: messenger RNA, 3384 nt
Organism: Bubalus bubalis (water buffalo)
Lineage: Eukaryota; Metazoa; Chordata; Mammalia; Artiodactyla; Bovidae
Gene: TOB1
Product: transducer of ERBB2, 1
Exons: 2
Coding region: 1607-2626 (339 amino acids)
Biological process (GO): regulation of gene expression
Cellular component (GO): cytoplasm; nucleus
Molecular function (GO): transcription corepressor activity
Source: RefSeq, a predicted model, not a curated record
CCGGGCCCUCGGGGCUUGGGAUGGCGGCGUCGCGGCCCGGGCGCGGUGGGGACCGGCUCCCGACACCCGGUCGGAGGCGGCUCCUAGGGUCUCCGGCGCGCCCCGGAGGCGGGGCUGGCCGGCGAGUCGGGAUCGGCCGGGCCGGGUCACCGGGGAAGGGCUGUCCGGGGCGAGCUGAAGGGAAUCGGGUGUUGGGGCGCCCAGGAGCAGCGGCGAGCUCGAGGGGAAAGCUGGAGUCCGCGGGGCCGCCGGGCCUGAAAAUGGUGCCGAGGAGCUGGUGCUCCCCGGACUCUGGCUGGGUCCCAGGAACCUCGGAGUGGGGGGCAGGGAGCGGCGGGUCGGGUUACGGCGGGGGGAGGGGAGCGGCUGACCUGGUGCGACCGGCGCCGCGACCCGCCGGGUGUCCAGCCCCCGGCCCCAGUGGUCCCUUUUCCAUUUCUCGUGGCUUUCCUCCACCACCUCCUCCUCUAGCUGCUGCUGCUGUAGCGCUUGGCUCCGAAGGCUGUGAGCAGAAAUCUAAUGAGACCCAACUGGCUGUUUAUGUAAUUCUUCAUGCUCCCGUCUUUAAGGCGUUGCUUUGAAACUACCUUUCACCGAGCCUGAAUUUCGCUCGACUGCACCUUCACGCAAUUUGGCUUAAUCAGCUGCCUUUGCCAGCACACGAGCUUGGAAAGUGUUUGUGGUUUCGGGGCAGCCUGGGAUUCUUUUCCCUUUAUCACCACGAGUAUGGAAAAUGAAACAGAUGGGUUAAUACCAACUUGAUUUUUUUUAAUGUCCUUUUAAAUCAACCUAAGUGUACAGAUAGAUCCCUUUUGCAAAUAUCUUGUUUGCCCUUGAUCUUUUCUUAUCCCCACCCAGUGCUGAUCCAGCAAACGUUUAAAGGUCGACCUUAUCGUACAUGCCUCUUCGGCUGUUCUCUUAUCGUGAGAGAGGGAGUUGUUUUUGAAAAUCAGAAUAAAACUCAGAACCCCUACCCUUUAAACAGAAAAAUCAGUAGAGUUUGAAGUUAGUUGUUUCUUUUGUUAUACUUGAUGAACAAGAAGUAUUUUCAGAUUUAGAAAAAUACACAUUAAAUAGUAUAGAGAAAAGGUUGUAUCAUGUACUUUGAAAAUUUUCCUUACGUCUCACAUUUUGGGAUUGUUUGAUAAUAAAGCAGAUUUAAGCAGUAUAUGUCCAAAAUUAACUGAAAUACAGAAUUCAUUUCUAAGCUAGUGAAUAGGAGUAUGACCAACGUUUAAAACAAGCAUAUACAGGUAUAUAGACAGAUGUGCUUAGUAUGGUUUCCAAUAAAUAUUCUUUGAGAACUGCAAGAAGAAAAAGAAGGAAUAUGCUGUAUAUUCUGAAAGUGUUUUUCCUCUUAGAACUCUAUUCAGAAACAAAGUAAAUAAUAGGGUUUUGUUUUGCACAUUUUAAACUGUAGAUCUUGUUUUCCCGAGAUUUUGGUCUUCAGUAGACAAUUUUCUAUUGGAACAAGACUGCUUGAGGUGAAGGAUAUCUACUAAUACCAGCACUUUGAAUGAAAAUUUGUUUUUCUGCCACAAACUGAACUUUUUUGUGUGUGUCUAGGGGGGAGUUGAAACAAACCUAAUUUUGUGGCGUAGCAGCUAUGCAGCUUGAAAUCCAAGUAGCACUAAAUUUUAUUAUUUCAUAUCUGUAUAAUAAGCUUCCCAGAAGACGUGUCAACAUUUUUGGUGAAGAGCUUGAAAGACUUCUUAAGAAGAAAUAUGAAGGGCACUGGUAUCCUGAAAAGCCAUACAAAGGAUCAGGGUUUAGAUGUAUACAUGUAGGGGAGAAAGUGGACCCAGUGAUUGAACAAGCAUCCAAAGAGAGCGGUUUGGACAUUGAUGAUGUGCGUGGCAAUCUGCCACAGGAUCUUAGUGUUUGGAUCGACCCGUUUGAGGUUUCCUACCAAAUUGGUGAAAAGGGACCAGUGAAGGUGCUUUAUGUGGAUGAUAAUAAUGAAAAUGGAUGCGAGUUGGAUAAGGAGAUCAAAAACAGCUUUAACCCAGAGGCCCAGGUUUUUAUGCCCGUAAGUGACCCAGCCUCAUCAGUGUCCAGCUCUCCAUCGCCUCCCUUUGGUCACUCUGCUGCUGUAAGCCCUACCUUCAUGCCCCGGUCCACUCAGCCUUUAACCUUUACUACUGCCACUUUCGCUGCCACCAAGUUUGGCUCUACCAAAAUGAAGAAUAGUGGCCGCAGCAACAAGGUUGCACGUACUUCUCCUAUUAACCUCGGCUUGAAUGUGAAUGACCUCUUGAAGCAGAAAGCCAUCUCUUCCUCAAUGCACUCUCUGUAUGGGCUUGGCCUGGGUAACCAGCAGCAGCCGCCGCAACAGCAGCAGCCAUCUCAGCCACCACCACCACCGCAGCAGCAGCAAAAAACCUCUGCUCUCUCUCCUAAUGCCAAGGAAUUUAUCUUUCCUAAUAUGCAGGGUCAAGGUAGUACCAAUGGAAUGUUCCCAGGUGACAGCCCCCUUAACCUCAGUCCUCUCCAGUACAGUAAUGCCUUUGAUGUAUUUGCGGCCUAUGGAGGCCUCAACGAGAAGUCUUUUGUAGAUGGCUUGAAUUUUAGCUUAAAUAACAUGCAGUAUUCUAACCAGCAAUUCCAGCCUGUUAUGGCUAACUAAAAAAAGAAAAAAAUGUACAAGUUAAAAUGGUUGGGCCCAAGGGGGAUUUUUUUUUUAAUAACCUCCUUGAGUUUUUUUUUUUUUUUUUUUUUUUUAAAGCUUAUAGUAAGGAUACAUUCAAGCUUGGUUACAAAAAUAAAACAUGCAUCAUUUUUCAUUGCCAACCAAGCACAAAGUUAUUUUAUACUGACUGUAUAUUUUAAAGUAUACUCUCAGAUAUGGCCUCUUACAGUAUUUAAGAUAUAGCAAGGACAUGGCUGAUUUUUUUUUUUAUAAAAAAUUGGCACUAAUAAGUGGGUUUAUUGGUCUUUUCUAAUUGUAUAAUUUAAUUUAGUACAAAGUUUGUAAAAUAUCAGAGGAUAUAUAUAUUGUUUCUACGACAUGGUAUUGCAUUUAUAUCUUUUUACUACAGUGAUCUGUGACAGCAGCUUCAUGUUGUAUUUUUUUUACUGAAAUUGUAAAAUAUCCAUCUCAAAGACAUCACCUAUUCUAAAAAUUGUGUACAGGAUACUCCUUUAGUGGUGGAAUUAAAAUGUACGAAUAUUUGCUUUUUCAAAAAAAAGUAUUUUCUGUUAAAGGUUUAAAAAUUUUUGCUAUAUAUUAUGGAAGAAAAUGUAAUCGUAAAUAUUAAUUUUGUACCUAUAUUGUGCAAUACUUGAAAAAAUGGUAUAAAAGUAUUUUGAGUCAGUGUCUUACAUGUUAAGAGGGACUGAAAUAGUUUAUAUUAAGUUUGUAUUAAAAUUCUUUAAAAUUAAAAA